Molecule: messenger RNA, 2628 nt
Organism: Egretta garzetta (little egret)
Lineage: Eukaryota; Metazoa; Chordata; Aves; Pelecaniformes; Ardeidae
Gene: IL12RB1
Product: interleukin 12 receptor subunit beta 1
Molecular function (GO): protein binding
Source: RefSeq, a predicted model, not a curated record
UUUUGCUUUUGGUAAAAGUGAGGCAUGCAAUCACACCUCACCCUCUGCCCUGCCUGGGAACAGCCGCCUUGGCAAGCUUUUAUCAGAAGAGGAAACGCUGGGUGCAGGGAGCGACACUGAGCACCAGGACUGCUGUUGAACCGGGGGGCACCCACCCUGGGGUGCUGGGGGACUGGGCAGCCAGGAAGGGCAGUGGAGCCCCAGAUCCGGCGUGGGACACCCCGGGGGUGGCUGAUGCUGGGGUGGCUGCUGGCGGCGCUGGCGGCGCUGGCGCGGGGCGGCACCGCUCCGGACUCCAGCUUGUCCUGCUGGAAACAAUGCAACUCCCGCCAGUUCCUCUGCUCUUGGCUGCCCCACAGCCCCGCCAGCAACACCACCUACCUCCUGACGCUCUGCUACUCGGUGCCCAGGCUGUGCCAGCGGUUCCAGGCAGGCACGGGGACGACGUACAUGCUGAAGCAUCGCCACGUUUACGUCCUCACCAAUGCCACUGUCUGGGUGGAGGCACGCUGGGGGGACCACAUCCACAGGACCCCCAACCUCACGCUGUAUCUCAACGAGGCCGUCAAGCUUGAUCGACCCGACAACAAGAUGCGCUUAAACAAGACUGGUGGCCAGCUGCGGCUGCAGGUGCCCCAGCCACUGUGUCACCGUGGGGGCCAGCCGCCGCAGUGGGAGGCUCGCUUCCAGAGGACAGGUGACCAUGGCUGGACGCAGGUGACAUGCGAGACGGUGAUGGACAACGACGUCUCAGUGACCUGCGCCCUGGGCAGGAACGGCACCUUCGAGGUCCAGCUCCGGCACAAGCUCCCCCACUGGAGCAGCUCCUGGAGUGACUGGAGCAGCUCCAUCUUCAUUCCUGAGGAAAUUCUGGCGAGCCCGGCGCUGAGCUACCAGCUGGGAAAACUGGGGAGAGAUGGGCAGCGGGUUCUGAGGCUGGGCUGGCAGCGAGCCCCUGAGGAGCAGGGGAACGUCACCUACACGCUGCGCACCCACCUGCUGGCGUGCCCCUGUGCUGAGCUGGCUGAGGUGGAGCUGGGGGGGGAGGUGACAGCGCACAACCUCACCCUCUCCGGGGCAGAGUACGAAAUCCUGCUGGUGGCGGCCAACGCUGCUGGGAAGGGGCCAGCACAGCAGCUCCAUGUGCCGGCAGAUCAGCACGCAGGUACCGGCCCCUCGGAGGACCAAGCUCCCCGGCAGCCUUGAGGGGGUUAUCUUCCCAGCCUUCCCUGCGCUGGCUUUGCCUACUGCUUCGAGCAGCAGCUGCUGCUGGGAGCCCUAAAUGAGGGCACUUGCAAGCAACACAAUUUCCCUGCCAAGAGCAUCCACAUGGAGAGAGGAACACUGGAAGCGCCGGUGUGUUACCGCCUCGCUGUGCAUGGCCAGGCCCCGGCAAGGGGUUGGUCAACCUUCGCCCUACAGCACCACUACGCUGGCAACGCCUCUCUGGCCGUGCCCAUCCGCAUCAAUGCCAGCGCCAAGGACGCCACCGCCGCCGUCCUCUGGUGGAGCCCGUCCCCCCGUGCCGCCUGUCCUGGGGUGCUGGCCAAGUACCUCAUCUGCCACAUGGCCGAGGGCGACAACAUGACCUAUGGCGAAGCGGAUGCAGCGGCAUCGCACUACACCCUCCAAAACCUACGGCCCGGCACAGCGUACAGGGUGGGCGUUUGGGAGGUGACGGCGGAGAGUGGGGGGACCUGCAGUGCUUGGUGGCGCUUCCAGACCAAGGCGCGGGGUCCCCAGGGAGCGGCGUGGAAAUCCAAGCUGAAGUACCUGGGCAUCUUGCUCAGCCUCCCCAUCGUGGCUGCCGUCUACCAGCUGAGCAAAAAGAGGGCUCGCCGUCUCCUCUUCCCACCCCUGCCCAAGCCCAUGGGCAGCAAAGCCAUCCAGUUUGCCGCUGGCGAAAUGAGCCAGGGCCAGCCCCGGCCAGGCUUUGUGGAACCCUCAGAAAAUUUCAGCUUGGCCGAGCUGCUGCUAAUGGAGCUGAAUCCUGGUAAGGAGACGACUGAUGCCAGCACACAGCCCAGCACGCUGCACCCCAGCCCUGUGGCCAAAGAAUCAGCGGAGGCGUGCCCGCCGGACUGCAAGAAGGAGCUGCCGUUCGCAUACCGGAGGCAGGAGGUGCUGAGCCCGGCUGGAUUUCCACUGCCUGGCAGCACCAGCCACUUGGAUGGCGAGGAGGAAGAGGAGGAGGAGGAGAGGCAGGGGCUGCACCAGCUGCUGGUCCCCUUUGCCCUGCUCAUCUCUGACAAACCCGUCAUCAUCAGGGACAAGGAAGGAUGGGACCCAUUGCCAGAGAAGUUGGUGCUGUAGCCAUCACCAGGCUGGGGUAGCAGGGACGGGCGACUGGAGGGAGACGAGGGGGGGGUCCCGUGGGGUGCUGAGCACCCACCUCAUGGGCUUGUGACCACACCAGCACUUUCAGGGGGGUUUCUUGGUUUCCAGGCCAUGGAAGGCAACACCACCAAAUGCAGCGUUGUAUGGGGCCAGGAUCUGGCCACGCACUUCCCAGCCUCCACCUUUCAUGGGCGAUAAGUAACGAGGGGAAGCAGUUGCAGAGUCCGGCAGGGGCUGAGGGUGUUUCCUUGGCCACAUCAGGAGGAGAGGCAGAGCUUCAUCCCGGCCAGC